Symbiodinium necroappetens is the source of this 921-nucleotide messenger RNA. The record is from the annotation of a GenBank genome assembly. Lineage: Eukaryota; Dinophyceae; Suessiales; Symbiodiniaceae.
AUGCUGUCGUUCUUGCACGACACGGUUUGGACCUGGUUCUUGAAAACGCGCUUGGGACGACUGGAAAGUGCCGGUACCCGGGGCGAUGUCCUGCUUCAUGUCACAGAUUCUGAAGAGAAAGCGGGCAAUUGGCAGUCCGUAUUGUUGCCGCGGGAAGAGCUUCCGCCCAAGAAGCCAGGGACUGUCCGACUGGUGCUUGUCUCAGACACGCAUGAGAGGCAUUUUGGCAUCUUGCUACCCCCCUGUGAUGCCGUGCUGCACAGCGGCGACAUUCUUGCAAGCAGCCGAUGGGCGCCCCAGAGUCACGCCGAGGAUGUCCUGAGGGAUUUUGGGAAUUGGCUUCGUGCAACUAGCUGCUCCUCCAGAUUCGUCAUUGCUGGCAACCAUGACUACUGGAUCGAACGCCUCGGACAGGAGGCAGUCCAAGAGCUGUUGGGGGAUGGUGUGCAGUAUCUUGAGUUCUCCUCCGGCUCUUUCACUGUGGAGCUGGACCCCUCCAGUGAAAGCCAAGUGGAGGUCUCGGUCUUCGGAGCCCCAGUGUCAGCUGGCAGCAGCCCCAACCGAGCCUUUCAGCAUGCAGAGGCAUUGCAGCAGCUGGAGACCAGCUUGCCCAACAAGUCGGAUAUCUUGAUGACACACGGGCCGCUCCUCUCCGGAUCCAGGAAAGGACUACCUGCCAUAGCCAAGGUCUUAGAACGCUUGCAGCCGUCUUUGCACGUCUGCGGACAUCUUCACUGGCGCUGGGGUGCAAUCGUUCCCAUGUCGGAGCAAGUGCAGGCGACCGGGGUUUCCAUAAAUGCCUCUAUCAUGCGGAGUCUCGGAAAACUUCAGGGUCAACGCCCUCUCAACGCUCCGAUUGUUUGUGAUCUGCAGCUUCCAGACAAGCUUCCGAAGAGCACGGCCAAUGACAAGUGCAGCUAG